UGCCUUGUCUUUCCCUUUUCACGGACCAGGACGAAGUGCCGGUGGAGGCAACCAACCCCCAAAAGAACAAAAUGGACAAAUUAAUUGAAAUCCUCAACAGCAUGAGGAACAACAGCAGUGAUGUGGACUCCAAGCUCACUACCUUCAUGGAGGAGGCCCAGAACUCCACCAACUCUGAGGAGAUGCUGGGCGAGAUCGUCAAGACCAUUUACCAGAAAGCGGUGACGGACCGCAGCUUCGCCUCCACCGCCGCCAAGCUCUGUGACAAAAUGGCGCUCUUCAUGGUGGAGGGGACCAAGUUCCGAAGCCUGCUUCUCAACAUGCUGCAGAAAGAUUUCACAAUGCGGGAGGAGCUGCAGCAGCGCGACGUGGAGCGCUGGCUGGGAUUCAUCACCUUUCUCUGCGAAGUCUUUGGCACCAUGAGGAGCAACGGUGGGGAGCCCUUCCGAGUCCUUGUCUGUCCCAUUUAUACCUGCCUCAGGGAGUUGUUGCAAUCUCAGGAUGUGAAAGAAGAUGCUGUCCUUUGCUGUUCCAUGGAGCUGCAAAGCACAGGCCGGCUGCUGGAGGACCAGUUGCCUGAGAUGAUGACAGAGCUGCUGGCAAUAGCACGUGACAAGAUGCUGUGCCCCUCGGAGUCCAUGCUGACACGGUCCCUCCUCCUUGAGGUCAUUGAGCUGCACGCCAACAACUGGAACCCCCUGACGCCCACCAUCACACAGUACUACAACAAGACAAUCCAGAAACUGACAGCCUGAGAACGUGGGGCGGUGGGGAUGGAAAGGAGCAGGAAGAAGACAUGCACCUUAAAAGGAAACAGGAAGGAACUGUGCUACAAAUUGAUCAGCUACUGGAGAGAAAGCGAGAACCUUUAUGAGAAAAUACCUAAGAAGACGAACCCCAGCAUGCUUAAGAAUAUGUUCAUGAGGUUGGGGGGCAGGGGCAUGUUUCUUUUCAGCUGUGUUGCGGAGCACCACUCCUCUUUCCUGCUGAGUUUUUGUUUCAGGUUUCUUCUAUUAAAUCAUUGCUCAUGCAGCCGCGCAUCCCGCCGUGUUAUUGUUUGGCUUUAGAAAGAACACGGAGAAUUUGAAAAGCAAGUGGAAGUGCAGGCUAGCAUUGUUUUCACGCCAUUCUCUUGGCUUGCACCAGCCAACUGGCAGGAGACAACACACAGCAGAUGUCUUGGGAGGACAAAGAAAGACACGUUCCACACCAGACGCCGGUAAUUGACGGCUUUUGUCAAAGCGAAGCUUUCAUUAUUUUUUCCCCCUCCCCUUGUCUUCAACUUUUUAUUCUCCCCCCCCCCACCUCCACCCCUCCGCAAAAUCCCCACCAACACCUGAUUCUAGGUUAGGAUUUCACACAAGAUGAUUUAUUUAUUUGCACUGGGUUUUCUUUUUUCUUGUUGUUUUAUUAGGUUUUUUUUAAACGGACAUUUGCUAUCAACUUUGAAACAUGAAAAUAACGUUAUAAUGUGAGCUCUUGAAUGGUUGGCACAAGGGUGUUAAAUUGGAAGAAGAAGUUAAAAAAAUCCAAAAGCCACUUUAGAAGUAUCAUAGCCACAGUCUUCUUGCCAGUAACCUAUCAAGGUAAUUGAAAAAAUGUACACUCUGAGCUGUAAUUCUAAGAAACACAGGCAUUCUGCAGCUGUUUGCUGCUAAAGACGCAGUAUUCCUCAUCCACUAAACUAUAAUCCAUUUAUUUUUUGUAACUUACUUUGUUUGUUUGUUUAAAGAGUGCUUUAUUGUAAUUACUGUCACAGUUGUAAUUAUACAUUUAAACCAGGUCCCUUAUGCUUGAUCCUAAUAAUAGACAGGGUGAGGGAAAAAUUAAGACUUGAAGUUCUUCUUUGGAAACUGGUAAAUAGAAGGUGACAAGUAUAUGGCAUUGGAAAGGAAAAAAGAAAAGCCGAAAAUAUAGGUUUCAGGUUUGGCUUCUAAUUAGCUAAACUUUCCUAACCAGUGUCUCUCGGUUUGCAUUGCAUAGACGUGGAACUCAGAAGGAGGCUGUCCCCAUCUUUUGCUUUGUCAGAAGCAUAGUCUGUUUAGUCGGUGUAACUAAUACAGCCUCUGAUAUGGAGGAGGGUCAGAGAGGGUUGUUUCGUUCCACUAAAUGAAGUGUAAAGAGGAGAGCAAUGUGAAUGGCUAGAGAUGGAGUAGAGGUAGUACGAGAAGGAAGCCACAGUGCACCUCACUGGCCUUACCUGUGCAACCCACUGGUGAGUGUGUGUUACAAUUUCCAUUCUGUGUCCAGUUCACAGAGGAUAUGAGUCUGUUACAGCCCCAGCGAGGGACUUUCAGCUCGAACUGUAACAGCUCAUGCUUUUAGCUCUGGUGAUCUCUGGUUCAACCCCUGGUGGGUCAGACAAGAUGGCAGCUAUCACGCAGUGGAAGCUUGUCUGGAAUUCAAACUGCUGUGGGCCUCAGACACUUAGGAUGAGCUUCCUUGGAUCCAAGGAAGGAUGUAACUCACUGGUGAGCGUGUGUUACAGGUCCCCAACCUCAAUGCCCAAUGCGCAGAGAGAUGAGUCUGUUACAGCCCCAGCUAGAGAGGUUUGAUUCUUUAGAGCAAGCUGUCACAGUUCAUGCUUUUUGAGCUCUGGAGAUGCCCAGUUCAAUCUCCAGUGUGUUGGCAAAGGCGGCAGCCAUCACAUCUACUUAUCCCACCAUAUUUAACACUAGUGCAGUUUCACUGGUGUUAGAAACAUUGGGAGCCCUUUGUAAAGAGGCUGUUGACAGAAAUUUAAGCACUGUGUUCUCUAGACCUGAUCCAAGCAGGAUUAGGUGAUUCAUUUGCUUAAAAACCCUAGCGCUCCGUCUACUCUAGGGUUCUCAACAAUGCUCACACAGGUGAAGCUGACGUGGUGUUGGCAAUGCUGAGAAGUGUUUGCAGAAUGCCCCUAGGGCAGAUCAGUCUAGCAUGAGAAGUGAAGCCAGUGACUUGACUUCAUUAGGGAAGAAGGUGAGCUGUUAAGUGUGCGACGUGCUUUUAGACUGAGAGGGAUCCAUGUCAGUCGUAAAACAAGUAUUAGUUUUGAAGCACAUGCAAGUUUGGCAGAGAAACCGCAGCUUCUAAGCAUAUGGUACAUUUAUUUUUUAAAGUAUCUAUUCUGUAGUAAGUCUGUAAUUCCUAAGAAGAGCAGAGCUGCCCACCAAACCCUUCCUUAGGGGCCAGUCCCACAGGACGGCAUGGCUUUAAUUCCCAAUGAUGCCAGCGGGAUUUGUGAGUGCUCAUCAACUUGCAGGCUUAGGGCUUUAAUAUAUAAUAUAAGGCAAGAGAUUUGUGAGAGAUCGACGUAAACACAAUAUUUACCAUUUGGGGUCUGAGUAACGUUAACCAGAUUUAUGGAUCCUGUUGACUAACUUCAGUUUCUUUUUUGGAAAAGGAGAUCUGUUCCAGCCCCGUUUUUGAAACAUGCUUUGAAGUUACUUAUUUCAGUAACUUUGUAUUGGUAAAGAGGGACAGGUAGGCCAUUACUUCACUUCCUGUAUGGUGACCAGGAAAUGAUGUCCAGGCUUAGCGGUUGCUUCUUUAUUGAUGCUUUUAUUUACUGCAUCACUUCUGGUGCUUACUUGAUGAAGUCUAACAGAAUUAGGGGGUGGAAAUUUCCCUUUAUUUGUUCAGCACUUAUUAAUGGAAGAUUAGAGAAGGAAGUGACAGUACAUAACCCUCCCUCCAGGCACCUGUGAUCUGAGCAUAGCUGCCAAUGUUGGGUGAAUCUGACUGUUAAGAUUCAUAUAUAAUAUCUGCCUUAUUUCAUUGCUGCAACAGGUCUCAGAAACUCACUUGGAAAAUCUGUUUUGGUGUUCGUAACACUCACAAGCUGUUUUCCAAAAGACAGUUUGUGAUUAGGGGGCUACUGAUCAGUGCUUAUAAUGUGGGAGGAUGGUAUAUUCCAAUUUUUUCUUCACUUUUCUCCUGUUAUUCAGUUUUCUUCCCUUUCCCCUGGUAGUAACAAGUAUGGAUUCGGCAAACCCACCUCUGGCACCAUGAAACUGGAGUGUAGCUCCUGAUUAAACAUGAGACCCAAACACUAACCCCCAGAUCCAAAUACUCACCCACCUUGAGGCAAUACAGAUCUGGAUCUGAACUCCACAACGUAGACCAGUAGAGUGAAUUUCUGCCUGCUUGUUGACAAGAAUAAAGAUUCAAUCCAGAUCUUUUUUGGAUGUUCAGUAUGUUUUAUGGCAGUGUAAGAGAGAACCAGAUUUGUCCGUUACUUGGGGGGAAAUUAUUUGCAGGAAGCCAAGUUUGAGGGCAAAAAUUUCCAACAGAGAAAAUACCACAAGAGGAGAGGAGAUUUUUUUUUAUGGUUCACAGUUAUUCGAAACUUCUCUGCUUGGGUCUUUUCUAAGGUGCAUACAAAGCAAGAGAAAACAGCAGGAAACAGAAUCCUCAACAGUAGCAUGUCCAAGAAACAAAGAGAAGACCUUGAUUCAUCUGUAAAAAAUUGCCUAAUGCACUGGACUUCUGUGGAAAGACUGAUUUCUAAGUUCCAGAAACAGUCUAGGGAUUAGCUCUCUGAAGACUAACACUUGCAGUACCUCAGCAUUAGAUUGUCUGUGAGAAAACUGUGUCACAGUAGGGGCAGCAAUAUUUUAUAGUGAAUAUCCAUGAGAGAUUGGACUUUAUAGAACAACAAAGCCCAGCAGUGUUAUAAGGUUCAGGGUUGUAGCCUUUGAAUCUAAACCCUCCUUAAGGUGUUUGCCCUCUGAUGCCUUGCCCCUUGGGUGUGAAGGUGUGAAAGAAACAGCGGCUUAAGACUGGAUUCAGUGCAGUCUCACAGAAUUGUCAUGAAAAUUUACCAACCUGAACACAAACUCUACUCACCCCCUUUUCAAGACGAUGCUAAAGAUGGAAAACAAAAAUUGUCAAGGUUGAUGUAAUGUGAUAUGUGGGUUAUCCACAGUUGAUUAUUUGAUUGCUUUAGAAUGUCCACAGCCAAUCAGACUAAUUAUUUAAGCAGCAUAGUAUAUCCACUUGCUGCCGCUGCUUUUUCAGACUUUAACAAAGAAUUUAAAAGUGAUUUCUUGUUUUAUUUGGGGGAGGGGGUUAAAGAAAAACAACCCCUAAAAUACAGGCAAUAAGGGGAAAUGUGUGAAUGAUCGAAUUGAGCCCUCUGAUAACCACGAUCUCCAGCUCCUGUUCCCAGCCCUCCCAGUAUACAUGCCAGCUUUUGUGGCUCCUGUCUUUCACCCAGUAUAAUCUGCAACAUUUCCAAGUUGACCUCUGACUGUAUCAAAGGAAGGGAAAAAAGAAGAACCCAGAGGAGAAUUGGAAAUUGCAUUUCUAAGACUUGAAUUUUCACCUAAUCACUGGGAAUUUUCUUGGAGCACCAAGAGGCAAAGCCAAGCCACAUGACAGUAAUUCUGUUCAAAUGCUUCUCCACCGCCAGCCAUGAAGGUUUAGUUAUAGUUUUCCUUUACUAGAGGUUGCCUUCUAGCUGCAGUCCUGUACCCAGAUAUUCAGGUUUAAUGGAUUUGGCCUGUUACUUUGUUCUGUCGCCCUGAAAUUUUCCCCCAGCCUUUUUUGGACAGUGUCUAAGAACUUCCCGUGAUGUGAAAUCCAUCUUUCAAUGAUUUGUGAUUUGUGUAUGACAAUUAAAGUGUGUUCAUUCUGCCAUUAA
Molecule: messenger RNA, 5623 nt
Organism: Trachemys scripta elegans
Lineage: Eukaryota; Metazoa; Chordata; Testudines; Emydidae
Gene: CTIF
Product: cap binding complex dependent translation initiation factor
Exons: 4
Coding region: 72-755 (227 amino acids)
Biological process (GO): regulation of translational initiation
Cellular component (GO): cytosol
Molecular function (GO): RNA binding; protein binding; translation activator activity
Source: RefSeq, a predicted model, not a curated record